UUUUUUUUUUUCCUAUAAUUUCUGACGAAAAAAAUCCAUAUAAAAACGCAUUUUGUAAUUUAGUUGUUUGGUGCUAACUCUCCGCCGAUGGACAUGCACCAGGACAAUAUACCAUGUUGUUAACAUCAAUAAAUGUCUGAAUUGCUUCUUCAACGCUACCCAGUUGAAUUCUUAUUAUUUAUUAUUUCUUUUCAACCCCUUCAUAUCCACUUCGCUCCCACUUCAUCAAUAUCAAUCGUCAACUUCAACACUUCUCAAUUUCCACUUGUACACCGCUUCUCACUUUAAUUCUUUGUCUUCUGGGAUCUACACGUUCUUUUCUUCUAUUUUACUGGAAAUGGAACAACAGAAAGCGCCUAUCUUGGAAGCAAGAUCAGUAGAGGAAAUUGAGAUACCAAUUGUCUCAGACAGACUUCAUCUUCUUCCAAUGACAACAGUGUCGUCGUCGUCUUGCAAUUCUGUUUGUCGUUUGUCGAGUAAGGAAAAAAGUGUUGGGGGAUCAAAUGAAUCAGCAAAGAAACUUUCAGCACUCAUAGUUUUCUAUGCUAUUGUUAUGGUUGUUGAAGCCAUAGGGGGUUUGAAAGCUCACAGUUUAUCUGUUAUCAGCGAUGCGGCACACUUGCUUUCUGAUAUUGCUGGAUUCUCUAUCUCUCUCUUUGCAGUGUGGGCUUCAGGUUGGGAAGCAACACCUCAUCAAUCUUUCGGAUACAAUCGUCUUGAGGUUUUGGGUGCUCUUUUAUCUGUGCAGUUAAUUUGGUUCAUAUCUGGUUUUUUAAUAUAUGAAGCAGUUGGUAGACUUCUUUAUCGAAAUGCUAUAGUGAAUGGAAAGCUCAUGUUUGCAAUUGCAGCAUUUGGCUUUGUUCUUAACUGUAUCAUGGUUUUAUGGCUUGGUCAUGAUCAUAGUCAUCAUCAUCAUGGCUUUGGAAACUCAGAUCAUGAUCAUGGUCAUGGUCAUAGUCAUCAUCAAUGUGGUGGAGAUUCAGAUCAUGGUCAUGGUCAUAGUCAUCAUCAAUGCAGUGGAGACUCGGAGCACGAUCAUCAUGGGAUGGAGGAACUACCUAAAGUAACUGACGAGGAGAACCUUACAAUGCUUUCAAAUAGUAAGAGGAGUAUGAAUGUUUUGAAUAUAAACCUUCAAGGGGCCUAUUUGCAUGUCAUGACUGAUAUGAUUCAAUCUAUUGGAGUGAUGAUUGCUGGAGGAGUAAUAUGGGCAAAACCAGAAUGGUUUAUGGUUGAUCUUUUAUGUACUCUUAUAUUCUCUGUUUUAUCCUUAAGUACUACUCUGCCUAUGCUUAAGAAUAUUUUUGGCAUUCUGAUGGAGAGGACACCAAGUGAGAUUAAUAUCAUUCAGCUGGAAAGUGGCAUUAGAAGUAUCAAGGGAGUGCAGGAAGUUCAUGACUUGCACGUUUGGGCCAUAACAGUUGGAAAAUAUUUUCUAUCUUGCCAUGUAGUGGCUGAGCCUGGCAUCAGUUCCAUUGAUCUACUUGCCACUAUUAAGCAUUAUUGUGAAAACACUUAUCAAAUACAACAUGUAACCAUACAAGUUGAGUAAGGUUAUAUUCUUUUCCGCUCCAUUAUUUUCUUUUUAUUGAUUAUUUAUGUGAUGCAUUUUUCGUAUAGAUUCCCAAGACAAGUUUUAUUCUAA
Cicer arietinum (chickpea) is the source of this 1645-nucleotide messenger RNA. Its product is annotated as metal tolerance protein B. Gene Ontology annotation, biological process: zinc ion transmembrane transport. The record is from RefSeq and is a predicted model, not a curated record. Gene Ontology annotation, molecular function: zinc ion transmembrane transporter activity. Gene Ontology annotation, cellular component: plasma membrane; vacuole. Lineage: Eukaryota; Viridiplantae; Streptophyta; Magnoliopsida; Fabales; Fabaceae.